AGCUGGCAUACUUGUAAACUCAUUAUAGGCGCUUGUUUUUAGCUCACGUUAACUUACGUUAGUUUGCGACAUAGCAUGUAGUUGUUAGCUCACUAAUAGUUCGGUCAUUUUGUAUUAGAGCUGAUUCAUUGACCGACUCUCCGACACGCUUUAAAGGCACAACUGAGCUGCUGACUACCGACGCUGCAGCGCGACCGUUAGCUCGACCGGCUCACUAGCUAGCGCGAGCUAACGUUCCUCUGUCGGCUCUGCUAAGCUACUGAAGCUAAGCUAGCUGAGCAUUAUUACUCAAGCGAGCAGCGGUGUUUUACAUGCGUGACACGCUGUGGAAGCUAUGCAUGGAGACAAGGAGAGUUUCCUAUCUUUAAAUUAGACCAUGAGCCUGUUUUUCUCUUCAGUUAGCCGGAGAGAAGGACAGCAGCACAACAAAGAUAAGACUACAACAUCCGUGGUGAAAUACAACUGAAUACACGUAUUCGUGUCCUUCACUGAAUUGCUUGUACUUCACUUAAGUAUACACACUUUGCUGUGUGCAAUUUUAUUCGUUUAUUUCAAUACAUGUCCGAGGGUAAUGCACGUUUUACUUCACUAAAAGGCAGUAGAGUAACACUAUUAUUUAAAGAAACGUACCCACUGCUUUGUAUAUCAACACUAUGAAUUAAAUCCAUUAUAGUAGAUCAAUCUCCCCAGCAGUAUGUAAAGACGUCACUCUUCCCCUACCUAUUUUAACAUUUAAGUAAUUUGGGAAUAUUCUGCUAUUUCUACAUUUACUAAAGUUAAUGAUCUUGAUAAUGAUCUGAAUACACACUAUAUAUAUAUAUGAAUAUAUCUCCAAGCGCUAGUACAGCACUGAUGACGUCCAGUUUUAAUGCACAUAUUGUCAGUUGCGUUGGACAAAAACAUCAGUCAAAUGAAUAUUACGUAGUGAUUUAUAAUUUUGUUGUAUUUAAUAGCAACAUUGCAAAUUGUCCAAGACGACAACACUAAACAUAGGCUAUAAAAUAUCCAGGGCUUGAAUAAACAACUCUCUGGCAGAGCAUCAGAACAAAAAUAACUCAUCAUGACCUUCAUAACUUGCGGAUGCAAAGGUCUCUUGAAAUCCCGCCAGGUCGUAGCAUUGAGUACACACCCAGAGGAUGACAAUUAACCCGUCUUCACAAAACACAGCAGGCUACCGUAGUUCCAUAGAUGGUCUCUGUCUGUGGUGCGUUGGUGUUAACGUGCGAAGGUAAAAUGUUCUUGUGUCAGCAGCUUUAGGCUGCAGGUCAUCCUGCACUCGCUCGGCCUGAAUAAGAAUGCUGCACCAAUGCUGUCUUCCCUUGAGCCCACAUUUCUCUUCCAACUACGAGCAGUCGCUGACGAUACAAGCACUGGAUCCCAGUGCCCUGCCCACGGUCUUAUUAACCCAAAUAAAGACGGCCCACAGCAACCAAGCAGUUAUACCGGUUUGAGUUUGGUAACACCCAAAGUGGUCGUUUUCAUCAUUUAUUCACCAUAACUCUUCCAUUUUAUCCACUAUUCAUGUGUUCUUGCCAUCGGUUCUGUUUGUUGCAUCAUCCUCGUUUUUUCACAAUUUUCACAAUUUCAGUUGUUUCAGUUCCUCAUUCGUGCUGCUAUAGUACACCAUUUACUCAAUGUAAUCACAGUUAGUCAAACUAAAGUUGUCUGGGAUAUUUUGAUAAUCUAUCCAUCGUUGAAGUAAGUUUUUUGACAAAAAGCAAACGUUUCCUUGUUCAAGUUUUGGUGUUUGUCUUUGAUCUAAUAAAUCUCAGGUAUAUUUGUGUAAAACAUUACACAGAUGUUUGUGUGACUUGCAUUUCAUAAAGAGGGAAAUCCGUACAGCAGAAAGGCAUAUAUAAAGGCAUAAUAAAGGUUUCCAAAAAGCCAGAUCACGUCUGCCCUAUUAAUAAGACAAAAUGUAGGAAAAUACAGUCUUUUAACACUCUGGCAGUUGCGUAAUGGGAGCCAUCAUUGAAAUGUAAUUAAAUCAGUAAUAAAAUGUUACAAGACUGUUGACCAUGUUUCUUUAUCUGUCCAAAAAUCUUACGUUACUUCAAAAACACCCUGAGUCCAUACGGUGGUGAUUUUAAGGGUAAAACGAGCCACAGGAACCUUCUCCUUAGUAGGAUGCGUUUUCAUGCUCUUUGUGAUUUGGCUGCUUCGCAGGUAUCACUCUCUGGCUCAGAAGAUGAUUCUCAGCCUGACUGUAGCUGCCUUCUUCAACAGUGUAGCAUACGUCAUGGGUGACUCACAUCCAGUGGGAGCUCUGUGUGACUUCCAGGCCUGCUGGUUAACUUACUUUGACUGGAGUGCCUUGGCCUGGGUUUGUCUCAUCACUCUGAACCUCUACCUCAACCUGGUGAGAGAAAUCAGCACCAACCGAUACGAGAUGUUGUACCAUCUGAUGGCGUGGGGGCUUCCUCUGGUCAUGGCCUCCCUGCCCCUGCUAAAGGGCUACUACGGCCCCGCUGGAGCCUGGUGCUGGAUCACAGACGAUCACGUAGCCUGGAGAUUUGGGAUAUGGUACGUGCCUCUGUUCAGCCUCAUCUUCUUGAUGAUCUGCUGCUACGCGCGGAUAAUCUGCGUGGCCACCGCAAGGAUGCAGUCAUGGUUGGGAACCUUCAACCCAGAGAGAGAGAGACGAAAGGUAAUGGCCUGUCCGAGAGUCACAUUUCUCCACGCACGCACACACCGAGCGUGAGGAUUAGAGUGUGUGCAGGAUUAGCUUUGGUGUUCCCGCUGGGUAGGUGUCAAACGGCGGGGAGCAAUUUGACCUUGUGACACUUGUGUGUGUGCGUUUCAUGGGCUUGUGUGUGUCCGUCUGUGCGCGCCAGCCCGUCCAUGCAUAUUUAAAUUUUGGAGCAGCGGCGCCUCUGCUCCUGACCUUACUGAAAGGAAAAGAAGGACAGGGGAGGCUGCCUGGGAAAAAUAUUAAGAUCUAGAGCAGUCCGAUUGUGAAAACAGGACAUGGGCUGCCGGGGAAAAGAGGAGAACGCCUCAACCUCCGGUUCUGCCGAGGGAACCCCGCGCGGCGUGUUACUGUCAUUCCCUCUACGGCCCAGCAGGGGGCGACUCCUCUGGUGGCAGAAAGAAGUCCUAUGUACGAUGUCUCUAUGAUGAAAGUCCUGCUUUGAACAGGACCGUGUUGACAUGCUGUAAAUUGCAAAUACGUCGACCGGGAAUCGUUGUGGUUGUGCAGUGAAGAAGGAAGAAGACCACCAGUGAAAACAACCCGAACCAAACUGCUAUUCCGAAGAGGAGUCAUAAUUAACUGUAACAUAUUAACAGACUUCUGUAUUGCCUUUGCACAAGUCCAGUAAGGAAGAAAGAAAGUCAGGUAAUCCAUUUAUUAUCAGACGACUAACGUUCGAUAUCCUGUAAACUAGGGGUGCCCAACCAACACGCCGCGGACCAGUACCGGUCUGUGGGCCAUAUUGACCAAUCCGCGAUUUAUUGUCUCAUAUGAAAACGGUCCGACGGGCAAAAAAGGUUGGAGACCCCUGCUGUCCCCAACCUGUCAAUCUAAUAACUGGCCUUCUUUGACGUGCAGUUGGGUUUUCAGUGGACUGUUUGUAAUGUCAGUCUGGUGCGGAUGCCAAGUUACAAAAAUUCUGAGAUGCCCGUCCAUGAGCGACAUUUCACGCUGUUACAGAGAAACGUUUGUAUGUAAUUCAUUGUCGUGUGAAGCAUUUUACAUUUAAAAGAAAACAUUCUUUCUGAAAUGUGUUCAAAAAAAAAUUGUCCCCUACAUGUAUGGAAGAGCCGUACUAAUCUGCUGGACAGCAAUGGAUUGAUAUGCAAUCAUUAAUUUCCAUUACUGGUAUCGGGAAGUGGCAUCUAACACCUGCCCACACAGAACUACUGCCCAAUGGUUUAAGCCUUGAAAUCCUGCACAAAGGUGCUCAGGGUCACACUCCUAUUCACCACGCGUCCAGCAGCAGCAGCAGUACCUGUUCUGUUGUUACCCCCCCCCCCUCCAGGGUGCGCUGGGGGGGGGGGGCAGUUUAGGGUUAAGGUUAUGUAGAUGCUGCCCCUAAGUGGCAGAUGUAAUUACUGCACAUUGAACUGGCGUAACCCUCACCGCCCAGACAACACACGCACACACACACACACACACACACACACUGUUCAUGUGGGCUAAUUGCUACGUGUAAAUAAGUCAGCAGGGUUUUUUUUUUAUCACACACUCGUUUCCUCGUAUUUCUCUUCCCCAAUCGCUCUCCUCGUUUCCAUCUGUUUUCCUCUGCCUCUCGCUUCGGUCCUCCUCUCUCUCUCUCUCUUCCCCCCCUACUCUUUUUUGUUCUCUCCUUCCCUCCCUCCGUCUCUCUCCCUCUCUUGUACCCAGCAUGAAUAAAGCAGCAAGCCAGGUUCAUGGACAUGAAUAUUUAUGAGUUUAUGCACGCGCUGCGAUGCUUUAAAACAACAACAACAGCCUCCCCGAUUGUGCUUGCCAAGCCAGCGAGCUCUCUGGCUUGUGUGUGUGUGUGUGUGUGUGUGUGUGUGUGUGUGUGUGUGUGUGUGUGUGUGUGUGUGUGUGUGUGUGUGUGUGUGUGUGUGUGUGUGUGUGGCAGCAGGUGUAAACUAGAGAAAGCGAUUCCUGCUGGGUGUCUGAAGACCGCCGGCUCUGGUUAUUUCCAUUCACUUCGCCACAUCUCCCUCCUGCUGUGCCUCACAUGUUCUCUGUCGCCAUCUCUCUCACACUGUGCCACACGCACACACACACACACACACACGCAUACAAGAGCAUGCAUGCUUCUUUUGUUUUGCAUUCACGCAUGUAGUUUCCUGCGUUCACCAUUCUUGAUCUUUUCUCUCGCUCUGACUCAGCCUGGCACCAUCCCCCUUCUUCGCUGUGUGUGUCUGUGUGUGUGUGUGUGUGUGUGUCUGUGUGUGUGUGGGGCUGGAGAGAUGACGUACGUAACUGGUGUUGGCAGUUAUCAGGGCCGUCAGUCACAUGGUUUCGACACAUCUCUCUGUGUCUCGAGCAAUUUGUUUGUGGUCACGCAUGAAUACGCACACACACACACACACACACACACACAGCGCACAAGGUCUUGGAGCAGCAUAGGUAAGUAGGGGGGGGGGGGGGGGGGGGGUAUUUAGAAGAGGGUGUUUAAAUCAGGCCUUCCGAACACACACACACACACACAAAAACAGGCGGACUUCUGAACACGUUUGCCCACACAGCAGCUCGGUCCCGUCGGGUAGCAACAAAGCUGGCUGAGCAAACAGCGAGCUGCUUGUUCGUUAUCUUCCCCGGGUGUUUGUUUACUGAUCCACACAAGCUUCCAGUCACAAUGGGACGUGUCAGCUCGCGUGUCCUGGUGCACGUACGUGACGCUCAACCUUGUUCCUCGCCGAGCGGAAGGCCCUACCGCUCCGUGUAGCCGUCCUUAAUUCCUGUGCCAAAUUUUUUUUUUUUUCCCACACCUCAACGACGCCGUGAAGGCGCCGCGGUGCUGCAAGGACAGUUGGCUUUGUGUCUCCCAGGCGCCGCACGCCGCUCUGCCAGAACGCGCGUACCUCCGUUUGGAGGGAUCGGCGCCCCAGCUGUCAGAUAGCGAGACGCUCUGAGCAGCUCAGUAAUCCUCGCCGGUGUCUUUAACGGGAUGUGUUUGGCUUUUAUCUGUCCUUUUUAUUUGCUACAUCAAUCUCGCCAAAAUUGCCAUUUUGUAGCUUGUCUGGAGCUUUACGUUGUAGAGCCUCGUCUUCGUGAGGUCGCUAAUAAAAAUGAUACGUUUAUAUUUCUAUUUAAACUUUUCCAAAAAGACUCAAUGGUUCAAAAGUAUUUAUCCAAAAAUGACAUUCUAAUUUACUUAUAAAUGCACGCUCUAAAUCGUGAGUAAAACCUAAUUGUGUUAAUCUUGCAGCAGAAGAUUUUAAUUUCUCAUGGAAACGUUUCAUUAUGAAAUUCUAAAUACGUUUGUACCCUGAUUUUAAGUGUACAAAAAUAGCUUGUUUUUUAAGGUCCCUGAAUGUGAUGUUCCCGUUCGCUGGAGCGCCGCUGUUCUCUUUGGAGGAGGUUAUCUCUUUCUUCCUCUCCCGGUGAAGGGGCCCGGUCGCUCCCGACAACGCCCCAGUAAUCUAGCGUGCGUCAUUAAUGUCCGGUCCGCUGCCCCCGGCGCACACAAUUACGCUUUCAAUCCGCGGGGGACGGCGGGGGGGGGGGGGAUGUGAUUAAAAACACCCGGCUCUUUAGCCGCGCUCUCCCUCUUCCUCCUCCUCCUCCUCCUCCUCCUGGUCCACAUCCUGCCUCUUGCGCAUUGAAAUUCCUCAAAUGCCUGCCUCUAUCUACGCCGUACUUCUACCCCCCCACCGCCCCCCCAUCCCAGUGCGUAGACUCCUGGCUCGCCUUUUCCCUACGUCCCAAUGACACAACCUCCACCGCGCGCGCGCACACGCACGCACGCACACACACACACACACAAUAGGCAGAGCUUCCUAUAUGCUUAAUGUUAACCCUUCUGCUCUACCCAACGAGACCCUGCUCGCGUGCACGCGGCGCAGUGGAAGCUCGGCUUUUUUAUUCAAUAUUUUUGAUUUGCACUGACGCACGCGCGCACGUACAUAAAAUGAAAUACCACGGGUGGGUGGGUCCUCGUGAUUUCCAUUAGAAUGGUUAAGAAUACCUUCUCUAGAGCUCGCACGCCUCGGGGUAUUUUCUGGUGAGUAAUUAAUUUUCCAGCAUGUGGGGGGGGGGUGGAGACCGGAGCUCGCGGGCCCAUGCCUUCUGGCUCCGACUGCGCGCGCGGGCGUGUGCGACUGCUACCGCGUCCUAGUUUCAAAUUGGAGGAGGAGGGGGAGGGAGGGUGCGUGUGCGUGUGCGCUCGCGUGUGUGGAGGAAACAGCGCAGCGCAGCGCAGAAAAUCGAUCCAGGGGCCGCGCUUCUCAGCCUCCUUCCGGGCGCACGAGUCCUCUGCGGGGAAUU
Molecule: messenger RNA, 6928 nt
Organism: Gasterosteus aculeatus aculeatus (three-spined stickleback)
Lineage: Eukaryota; Metazoa; Chordata; Actinopteri; Perciformes; Gasterosteidae
Source: RefSeq, a predicted model, not a curated record